Messenger RNA from Balaenoptera musculus (blue whale), 2947 nucleotides. RefSeq names its product taspase 1 (gene TASP1). Gene Ontology annotation, biological process: protein maturation. The coding region runs from base 701 to 1963 and encodes 420 amino acids. The transcript is spliced from 15 exons. NCBI's taxonomy places the organism in Eukaryota, Metazoa, Chordata, Mammalia, Artiodactyla, Balaenopteridae. The record is from RefSeq and is a predicted model, not a curated record. Gene Ontology annotation, molecular function: threonine-type endopeptidase activity.
GCGCUGCCUCUGUCCGGGCGCCGCGCUCUCGCUGGGACGUCCUCUCCGGGGCCGGGUGCGGGCGGCGCGCUGGAUACCCCUUGCCGGGGGCGGUGCUGGAGGAAGGGACUCGGGACGUCCCUCGUCCCCGAGUCUCGGUCGCGCGUGGGGCCCGCGCCGGCCCCCUCCCAGCGGCUGCAGCUUGGCGGCUUCAUUCCCUCUCCCGGGAAGGGACUGUCUGGGCGUGGGGAGGGAGUCCUCGCAGUCCUUCGCCCACUUUGCAGUCUCGUGCUGCGGUUUCUCCGAGUUCGAGGCUCGUAGAGACCCGAGGGUGUGCGUCCUGGUCCUGCGUGGCAGGUGGGGGAAAGCAGCCCUAUAGUGUAAUAGAGGCCUGGUUAGUUCCGCGGAACGUUAGCAUUUACUGCUCAGGUGGAGAAGGAAGAGGAAAGGACCAAGAAGAUGGAAAAGGAGCAACUGGAGAGGAGGGUGGAAAACAGGAACUGGAGGUGCCCUGAAAAUAGAGGGCAUCGUGUUUCCGGAAGGAAGGAGUUCAACUUGAUUCGCCUCUGUAGGGGAGGGGAAUGAAAGCCCCUGGCAACCACUAAUCUACUUUGUGUCUAUGGAUUUUCCUAUUCUGGAUACUUCAUAGUAAUUCCUCUCCUGCAGUUACUUUUGGAUGGAAGUAUGCUCUUUUCCCAGUAGAAGAUGGUAAUCUUGGAGAAUGACCAUGGAGAAGGGGAUGAGUUCUGGAGAAGGACUACCUUCCAGAUCAUCUCAGGUUUCAGCUGUUAAAAUAACAGCUAAAGAGUUGGAAACAAAGCAGCCCCAUAAAGAGAAGCGAGGGGGCUUUGUGUUGGUGCAUGCAGGUGCAGGUUAUCAUUCUGAAUCCAAAGCCAAGGAAUAUAAACACGUAUGCAAACGAGCUUGUCAAAAGGCAAUUGAAAAGCUACAGGCUGGUGCCCUUGCAACAGAUGCAGUGACUGCAGCUCUGGUGGAACUUGAGGAUUCUCCUUUUACAAAUGCAGGAAUGGGAUCUAAUCUAAAUCUCUUGGGUGAAAUUGAGUGUGAUGCCAGCAUAAUGGAUGGAAAAUCCCUGAAUUUUGGAGCUGUUGGAGCACUGAGUGGAAUCAAGAACCCAGUCUCAGUUGCGAACAGACUCUUGUGUGAAGGGCAGAAGGGCAAGCUCUCAGCCGGCAGAAUUCCUCCCUGUUUUUUAGUUGGAGAAGGAGCCUACAGAUGGGCAGUAGAUCAUGGAAUACCCUCUUGCCCUCCUAACAUCAUGACCACAAGAUUCAGUUUAGCUGCAUUUAAAAGAAACAAGAGGAAACUAGAGCUGGCAGAAAGGGUGGAAACAGAUUUCAUUCAACUAAAGAAAAGAAGACAAUCAAGUGAAAAGGAGAAUGACUCAGGCACUUUGGACACGGUGGGCGCUGUGGUCGUGGACCACGAAGGGAACGUGGCUGCCGCCGUCUCCAGUGGAGGCUUGGCCUUGAAACAUCCAGGGAGAGUGGGGCAGGCUGCUCUUUAUGGAUGUGGCUGCUGGGCUGAAAAUACUGGAGCUCAUAAUCCCUACUCCACAGCUGUGAGUACCUCAGGAUGUGGAGAGCAUCUUGUGCGCACCAUACUGGCUAGAGAAUGUUCACACGCUUUACAAGCUGAAGAUGCCCACCAAGCUCUGCUGGAAACUAUGCAAAACAAGUUUAUCAGCUCACCUUUCCUGGCCAGCGAAGACGGCGUGCUCGGAGGAGUGAUUGUCCUCCGAUCCUGCAGAUGUUCUGCAGAGCCUAACUCCUCCCAAAAUAAGCAGACGCUUCUGGUGGAAUUUCUGUGGAGCCACACGACGGAGAGCAUGUGUGUUGGAUAUAUGUCAGCCCAGGAUGGGAAGGCCAAGACUCACAUUUCCAGACUCCCUCCCGGUGCGGUAGCCGGACAGUCCGUGGCGAUUGAAGGUGGGGUCUGCCGCCUGGAGAGCCCAGUGAGCUGAAUCUUCAGGCUGAACACAGAGCAUCUGAGCGGCAUUUCAGAACCCGAGCUUCGCAGGGUUUUAACCGAAGUUGGAUGUUUUAUCUCCCUCGUUUUAUAAUUCCUGUCGCAGCCUCGUGCAUCGCUUGCGACACUAGUGCUGCUGUAGUUAGCGCUUGGUGACACGCGCGUCUUGGGCAGAUGAGCGGGACUCUGUGUGUGCGUGUGUGCGUGCGUGUGCGUGUGUGUGCGUGCCCGUGCGCACGCGCAGUGUGUAUGCUUGCUUCUCCUUCGAUGAAAUAGAAACUCCUCCUUAUUGUGUAACCUCAGACCAGGAAUGAUUAAAUCAUCUUCCCAAAAUGUGUGCUUUAAUUGUUUACAAGUAAAACCUAAAGUUGCAGGAAACAUUGUUGAUUUCACAAAGAGGUACCAACUGUCUUUGAUAUAAUGUGUCGGAACUGCAGAGUAAAUCUGCUUGUUGAAAUGACUGACAGUGGUCAUGCUCCAUUUGAUAACAGUGCUAGUAACAAAGUGUUUUUAUUUGUUAGCCAGUUUAAGUGGAUCCUAUGGUAACUUAAACUGUUGUUCUCAUCCCUCAUAUGGGGCAUUUUUCUUUAACAAAGAAUGGUUUCAGUGAAACAAUCUAGCAGAGAAUUAAGGUCAGAACCUUUUUAAGUAAUAGUCUUAUUGAUAAAGUUUGUACUUCUUUCCUCAAGCUUUUCUAAGCUUAAAUACUACAUAGCUUCGAGCUGUGUGUACUAUAUUAUGAAAGAAUAUGUAAAGAGAACAUACAGUAAUGCACAGUCCUUAAUUUGUGUAUAAUGGAAUGUUAUUUACAAUGUAACACUGUAAAUAAGAAAGCAAAAUUUAUGGGAAAAUUCAAUAUUAUCUUUGUUUCUUGUUUAAAUAUAUUUUUAAGAUAAAGGCACAAAAAUAAAAGAAACAUAUUACUGGGUAUAGUGUGUGACUCCUCUUCUCAGACUAAUAAAUUAUCUUUUGAAUCGUA